Molecule: messenger RNA, 2783 nt
Organism: Acipenser ruthenus (sterlet)
Lineage: Eukaryota; Metazoa; Chordata; Actinopteri; Acipenseriformes; Acipenseridae
Product: CD99 antigen
Exons: 10
Coding region: 245-841 (198 amino acids)
Biological process (GO): T cell extravasation; positive regulation of neutrophil extravasation; homotypic cell-cell adhesion
Source: RefSeq, a predicted model, not a curated record
GGUUGUCAGUCGAAACUUUUUUCUUUUUUAAGAUAACCCCCCCAAAAAAGUGUUUUAUUUGUGCAUAGUUCUUAGUUUCAGUGAUUUAUCUGUAGAGCGCGUGCCUGUUGUGAAUAUUCGUUUUCUCGUAGCUUUAUAUGUUAACGAGGAAUAUAUAUAUGUAUUUUUAGACGGAACCGACAUUUGGGACAUUUUAUUUUAGAUUACCUUCACUGUUUUAAUUAUUUUAGUUAGGCAGAAAGCAAUGUUGUCCCUGAGGGUUGUCGUUUUCGCCAGCCUGGCUUUUGUACUAGCGGCACAAGAUUUUGAUCUUUCUGAUGCUCUCGAUGAUGCAGUCCCCACAAAACCUCCCAUCAAACCUGCAGUUGAAAAGCCAAAGGAGCCUUCAAAUGAACUGGACCUUGGGGAUGCCCUUGGUGGAGGAGAAACAUACCCAAAGCCUACAAAGCCAGCUGCCAAGCCUGCCCCACGUGACAAAGGCAACUCAGACUUCGACUUGUCUGACGCUCUUGGUGGAGGAGAUUCCAAGCCAAAAGAUCCAGACCGAAAGCCUGUGCCAGGUGGCACCAACACAGGUUCAGGUGGAAACUUUGAUCUGGAUGACCUGAAAGAUGCUGUUGACGGUGGUUACAAUCCAGAUGAGAACAAAGGAAGAAGUGCAGGUGGCUCUUCAGAUACCAACGUAGGUGGAGAUGUUCAAGACAACCCAUGGAAAGAGCUCCUGGAGCUACUAUGUGCUAAUAUGCCAGAGCACGUCCUAAUCUGGAUAAAGAAUUUACAACAAGUUGUUGAGCCUUUGAAAAAACAUCUCUUGGAGAUACUCAAUGUUGUCAUUAAUUAAUGUGACAGUCCUUUUCAAUUCAUUGAAUGCAUAGGAGGCCAACUGUCACUUAAAUUUAAUAUUCUGGAAGCUGUACAUUUUUACCACAACUUUUUGUGAAAUGUUGUGGAUAUUGGGGUGGGCCUCCUUGUUAAAUUGUGGGUGUAGCAGGGAACUCUAGAUUGUCCUAUUCCAGUUAUUCUUCUCUUUUUUUAGAAUACAAAGCACAGCUUUAAUCUAGUGUGCACACAUUUGUGGUUCAGGUUUACCUUUUUGUGUUCUGUAACAAGUGUCUGGUAAUUUGUUCAGAGGAAACAGAUCAGGUAUAUUUAAAGGUUAGUAUCCUGGGUUUAGCAGGGUUUUUUAGCAGGUCUAAUUUUUUAUAUUUACAAGACUCCUGUUGCAAAACUAGUUUUGUAAAAGUAUCCUGAGGCAUUCUGUGUAUUUAGAAGUUACUUUGCUGAUGUCACGACCACAUGGCAAGAAAUCUGCUUCAAAAAGUAUUUUAGCACCAAAAUUGCAAUUGAAAUACCACCUAGAGACACAGAAAUCCACAUAUAUUUGUAGUAAUGUGUUUAUCAAACAUCUUACUUGAGAUUUAGAAAUAUUACCUUUUUUAAGCAUGUUAAGUCAAGGUUUUCUCCAGGACUUUUCAGCUGGGCAAGCUGCCCGGCUAAGUGACUGUCGCCGCCAACAACUCGGAUCCGCCCGUCUUGCAGAUGUUACUGUGCCUUUAACAAUAAGGAUUGAUUGUGCUGGUAGCCGACUAGAUCACUUGCAUGUGCUGGCUUGAAUAAAAAAAAAAAAGUUGGAACAUGACCGCUAAAUGUGGAAAUUUACCAAACCUCUUGUUUUUAGUGAACAUGGUCCCCUCCAGUCAGUUCCCCUCUCUCUAGUUGCCAUGAUGGAUGUUUUGGUUUCUAUCAAGAAGCUGGGUAAUGUAAGGGGUGGGACAUUAUGAAAAGGAACAGUGGUUACAGUGGCAAUUAAUUGCUAUAGCAUUUUUACUUUGAGUCUCCUGCUAUUGCAUUCCAAAGAGAAAUUAUGAAUAGAGAUUUCAUGUUACUCAUAAAACGAAAUCUCAAACUGGUUCAUGUCACUAAAUCCAGUAAAUGCUACUUUUACUCUAACAGUUCUCAAUUGUAUAUGUGCUUUUAAAUGGCGGCACUGCAUUUUUUAAAGUCUUUAUAUCUACACUGAAGCUGCAUCCACACUGGACAGAGCGACGCAAGCGAAGUCGCUGAAUGUCAAUCCACACCAGAUGCGACAUGGAAACAAUCCAAGAGACUGGAAAUAAAUGCACCAAGGCAUUGUCUGUCUUCUGGAUGUCUUUGUACUCAUUUAAUUUGCAAUCAUAUGGUAAUGGAUACUGCUGUACCGCAUAUAAACUGUCGUCCAUGAUUAACUUUUUUUUUCAGGCAUGACGUAUUUUGAGGCGUGUGUUAAGGAUGUUAACCUUUCUUCUGAUUGGUCAGUUUCAUUCCAGUUGCGAAACAAAAAAAAAAGGUUCUAUUUUAGCGACGCGACAUUCAAAAAGUGACGUUGCUCGCUGCUGGUGUGGAUACACCCAUUUGACUGCAGUGACUUACAGAUUAUUUGCUUGCAUCCAGUGUGGAUGCAGCUUAAACCUAAUUUUGGUGGUUUGAAGACAAUAAUUGAUGGCUUUUUUAUUUUUUUAUAAUUGUGACUGGUCAUAGAUCUGUCCUUUUUACAGUAACAUUUGACGUGUAUUGGUAAAUGUGACCUUUUGUUUCAGGUAAAUGCUUUUAAAGAAACAGAUUUGUAGUUAUUUCCUAUUCUGAUUUGGUUUUGGAUUAAAAGAGAAUCCCUCUUGUAAAAUGUCUAAAAGUGAAUAAAAUUACUUUUCAAAGGGGCAUUAGUUUUUUAAAUGUAUUUUGUGAAUGGGUUGUACACCGUACAAUAAAUGUAUCCUAGUAAAAUAAAAUAUUUUUUCCCCCUGAAA